AGUGACCAGCCUGUUGGGUGGGGUAGGGUGGGAAGGCUGGGGACGCCGGGGCCUCUCCCGUUUAAGGGGGAGGGGGAAUGGGCGCGUCCUCGCACCUAAGCCGGAGCCUCAGGGGCAGCUCGGGCGCGUGGUGGCGGUGGCUGGGCGGGCGGGAGCGCGCGGGAGCGCGCUGGAAGGCGGAGUGUAUGGUGGCGUCAGGGCCGACACAGCAUAGCUCUAGCUGCGGGGACAGCGGCGCCUGUGUCUGGCAGAGCCGGUGUGAGACCAAGAGACAAUCCUUCCCAGCCGCCGGGAUAAUCAAGAGUUUUGGCCGGAACUUUGAACACACACCGAGAUAGUGAGGAGCCAGACGAAAAGCACAGACUAUGGCGCUGAAACGGAUUAAUAAGUUGCGGCUUUUCACCCGAAACUGUUCAUCAGAGGCGCGCCGGGAACUGAUGGAAAGCCCUUCUGGAAGCUCCGUUUUGCUUUGGCGGGGGAGGGGGGGAGAGUGUGGUGGCAGCGAGAGGAGGGAACUUAGUGAUUUGGCCCGUGACCCUCCAGCACAAUGUUCUGCAGGUCCAGUUGGGGAUGAUAAGUGUUUUCUUUUUCUAGUGUUUCAUUGGCAAGCCACAAUUAUGGGACCUAAUGACAGCCCAUAUCAAGGUGGUGUAUUCUUUUUGACAAUUCAUUUUCCUACAGACUACCCCUUCAAACCACCUAAGGUUGCAUUUACAACAAGAAUUUAUCAUCCAAAUAUUAACAGUAAUGGCAGCAUUUGUCUCGAUAUUCUAAGAUCACAGUGGUCUCCUGCUUUAACUAUUUCUAAAGUUCUUUUAUCCAUUUGUUCACUGCUAUGUGAUCCAAACCCAGAUGACCCCCUAGUGCCAGAGAUUGCACGGAUCUAUAAAACAGACAGAGAUAAGUACAACAGAAUAUCUCGGGAAUGGACUCAGAAGUAUGCCAUGUGAUGCUACCUUAAAGUCAGAAUAACCUGCAUUAUAGCUGGAAUAAACUUUAAAUUACUGUUCCUUUUUUGAUUUUCUUAUCCGGCUGCUCCCCUAUCAGACCUCAUCUUUUUUAAUUUUAUUUUUUGUUUACCUCCCUCCAUUCAUUCACAUGCUCAUCUGAGAAGACUUAAGUUCUUCCAGCUUUGGACAAUAACUGCUUUUAGAAACUGUAAAGUAGUUACAAGAGAACAGUUGCCCAAGAUUCAGAAUUUUUUAAAAAAAUGGAGCAUGUGUAUUAUGUGGCCAAUGUCUUCACUCUAACUUGGUUAUGAGACUAAAACCAUUCCUCACUGCUCUAACAUGCUGAAGAAUCAUCAGAGGGGGAGGGAGAUGGAUGCUCAGUUGCCACAUCAAGGGAAGCAGCAUUAUUCUAGCAGCAUCCAUUCUUGUGUAAGCCUUCCACUGUUAGAGAUUUGAGGUUACAUGAUAUACUUUAUGCUCAUAACUGAUGUGGCUGGAGAAUUGGUAUUGAAUUUAUAGCAUCAGCAGAACAGAAAAUGUGAUGUAUUUUAUGCAUGUCAAUAAAGGAAUGACCUGUUCUUGUUCUACAGAGAAUGGAAAUUGGAAGUCAAACACCCUUUGUAUUCCAAAAUAGGGUCUCAAACAUUUUGUAAUUUUCAUUUAAAUUGUUAGGAGGCUUGGAGCUAUUAGUUAAUCUAUCUUCCAAUACACUGUUUAAUAUAGCACUGAAUAAAUGAUGCAAGUUGUCAAUGGAUGAGUGAUCAACUAAUAGCUCUGCUAGUAAUUGAUUUAUUUUUCUUCAAUAAAGUUGCAUAAACCAAUGAGUUAGCUGCCUGGAUUAAUCAGUAUGGGAAACAAUCUUUUGUAAAUGCAAAGCUGUUUUUUGUAUAUACUGUUGGGAUUUGCUUCAUUGUUUGACAUCAAAUGAUGAUGUAAAGUUCUAGAGAGUGAAUAUUUUGCCAUGUUCAGUUAAAAGUGUGCGGUCUGUUACAGGUUGACACAUUGAUUGACCUGAUUUAUGCAGAAUUAAUAAGCUAUUCAGAUAGUGUAGCUUUAGUAUGCUGCACAUGAUACUGGCAGCCCGGGAGUUCUUUGAUGGACUUGGGACCCAGCAGUUUUAAAACGUGUAUAUGGAGUUUAAGAAAUUUAUUUUCCAGGUGCAACCCCUAUCUAACUAAAUUUUUUCUUCACGUUGUACACUUGACAGCUGAAAAAACCAUAACAUGGGAGUAAUAAUGGGUCAAAAUUUACAAAAUAAAGUACUGUUUUGGUGUGGGAGUUGUCAUAAGGCUAUGUUGAAGUGACUUAACUAUGUGGGAUAUUGAGGUUUUUUUUUUUUUAAUGGAGUGAGUAUCCAUUAAAAUGAAUUUGUUCAGCCAUUUACAUUAAUGAGCAUUUAAAUGCAACAGAUAUCAUUUCAGGUGACUUAACAUGAAUGAAUAAAAGUCAAUGCUAUUGGAUUAUUUUUUGUUUGACAAGUGCUAUCUGUGCCACUUAUUUAACUUCUGUAGUAACAAGGGCAUUAUCAUUCUUCACCCUUCCUAAUUCUGACCCUAUAGUUUUAUUACUUUUUCCUAGUUAUUUUGAUUUGUCCAUUGCUUUCUUACAGUCCUGUAUUCAAUUUCUAGCACAUCUGUGACUUUUCCACUUCCACAUUUUUGCACUGCUUACACUUAUGUGCAAUCUUAUUCCUUGUCUGCGCACAGAUGUGGAAAGUUAGAUAUAAAAUAAAUGUUAAAGCUUGAUUUUUAUAAACAUUUUAAUAUGUAGUUUGGACAUGAUUUAUUGACUUAAGGUUCUUCUCUAAACUGAAAGUGAAAUGCAUGCCUUCCGAAGAUGUUUUGGCUUUGUUAAUUCUGUAAUAAGCAUUUCAUUGAGAAAUAUCAAUCCAGUUAUACAAUUUUCCAAUGAGUGAAUUUUUCGUUUUAUCUUUUGCUUUAAAAACAACUCAAGGGUAGAUGUCAUACUGUUAAAACUGUUGGAUUCAAAGUACAAAUGAGAAAUUAGUAACAUACCUCUCCACAAGGUAAGAAACUUUUUUUGGCUCUAUUUUUAGAAUAAAUACUGAGAUUCCCUCAAAAUAACAGCUUUUAUAGUAGGCAUAUCAUUUCUUAAAAGCCAACCAUGAAUAAAACAUACUUGUCAGAGCUUCUGGAUUCCUAAUUGGCUUUCAAAUUGACCUUUUUAGCCAUAGACAGCCCUUAAGUGUUUAUAGAGAUGACUUCCUUAAACUAUUGUCAUAAUGAUUAGUAGAUGUGUCCAGUUCUCUGUAUCUUUGACUUGAUGCUUUCUAUAUUUCGUAUGUCACUUCUAAGGGAAUAAGCCAUAAAGGCUUCUCCAGGUUUAAGAGAACAGUAAAGUACCUGGAAAACCAACAUUUUUGAAUGUAUGAACACUGGACUUGAGAUCAUCUGCAAUGAAACCUUCAAAAGAAUCCAAGAAUUUGUCCUUCCCCCCCCCCCAUAUAUAUUACUAGUGCCAUGUAUAGGACUGAAGUGAUCGUUAGAUUAAAAAUUGAUUUUGGUUC
Molecule: messenger RNA, 3477 nt
Organism: Orcinus orca (killer whale)
Lineage: Eukaryota; Metazoa; Chordata; Mammalia; Artiodactyla; Delphinidae
Gene: UBE2D3
Product: ubiquitin conjugating enzyme E2 D3
Exons: 9
Coding region: 366-950 (194 amino acids)
Biological process (GO): ubiquitin-dependent protein catabolic process; protein K11-linked ubiquitination
Cellular component (GO): nucleus
Molecular function (GO): ubiquitin conjugating enzyme activity
Source: RefSeq, a predicted model, not a curated record